CGGACACAGGCUGACGUGAGAUCGGCGAGGUAUCAAGCGCGAUCGUCAGCUUCUAAGCGAACAUCCCUCCGAGCUAGGAGCUAGGCGGCUUGUCCACCUCUCGGUCUUCAGCACCAGGAUUGAGGAGCCAGUCUUCGGGACAGCAACUUCGAUCACGUCCUUCUGCAUUUCCUCUCGACUGCUCACCCUUGCAAGUGCUGCAAUGUCGUCGCGCGCAGCUUCCAUCAGCGAGCCUUCGGGCGCCGCAACCUCGCCUCGAGGGCAACACGCCAUGCUCGCAUCCCCUUCUCAAGCCGAGCAGCAUUUGGCUCAGCUGCUCGGCGCCGGCACACCCUCCUUCGCACUUGCCUCUGCACGAGCAAUAAGUGGAUCAAGCACUCAGCCAACUCCGGGUUCAAGUCGUGAUCGUACUCCAGUCAGCGGCGGUGGAACCUCUGGUGCCAGCUCGCCCGCUCUGCUCGCUAUGAAUCUUCCUGGCAAGCCUGCUCCAGCACUCUCCCGACCUGCCAACUCGAGUCUGUCUCCGACUGGGGCCAUCAGCGGAGAAGAUGUCAGUGGAUCCAGCUCGCCCGUGAUGUCGGGACGCAGCACGCCGUCGCAAGCGCGCUCAUCUAGCAAGUCUCAAGUGCUAGAGACUCACCGGCUUCAGCUCCAGACGCAUACCAGUGGACGACGAAUGAUCAACCAGUACAUCAUCGAGGGCGAACUGGGCAGAGGCGUCCAUGGCAAGGUCCGUCAAGCGCGAGACACGGAGACUGGCGAGCGCGUGGCAGUCAAGAUUGUCGAGCGCGAAGGUAGAAAGCGCUUAGGAGCCAGUCAGUCAGGAGUGCUGGGCCGACCCAAGGUAGACGACUGGAAGGGCAAGUCAAGUGAUCAGACCGAGCACAUGGCGUCUCAAAGUCCGCCCCUAGACCGUGCUCCGAAGCUCGCGCCAGAGUCACCCCUAGCAUCCCCCCGAAGCGGCCCUCAGACACGCUUCGCCUCGACGCCACCGGGGUCUCCUAGAGCCUCGAACCAGAAUGCUGCCCUUGCAGCGAGACAUGGGCGCUGGGGUGAAGGCGGCAUGAGCCGCGCUGCCAUGGACAAGGAAGUUGAGCGCGAUCGCGAGAAGGCGCGAGAUAAGGCUCGCAAGCAGCUGUUGUGGACUACGGACAAGAAGGUCAAGAGGGAGAUAGCACUUAUGAAGAAAUGCUCGCAUCCCAAUGUCGUUCGCCUGAAGGAGGUCAUAGACGACCCGCAAAGCAAGAAGGUCUUCAUGGUGCUCGAGUUCAUGGCGGGCGGCGAGGUACUUUGGAAGGAUGAUCGCGGCUUUCCCACUUUGACUGUCGCCGAAUCACGAAGCAUCAUCCGAGACGUUGUCUUAGGCCUGGAGUACUUGCACUAUCAGGGCAUCAUCCAUCGCGACAUCAAGCCUGCCAAUCUGCUCUGGGAUGAGGAUCGCCGCGUGAAAAUUUCAGACUUUGGCGUCUCUCACUUCAGCUACGCUCUCCUCGUCGCUAGCGGCGGUCUGCCGAGCUGGGAUGGGGACGAGCAGAGAGCCAAGGAUCCAAGUCUCAUCGACGAUCACGAGCUCGCAAAGACCGCGGGCAGCCCUGCAUUCUUUGCGCCUGAGCUGUGCUUGGCUGGGGAAGCGCAGCCGACAGCCACGUCUUUAGAAGGGCGCAUGAGCCAGAUGCGAACUCAUACGCCCAAAGUCGAAGACCAAGCCAAAAGUCCACGAAGGGAAGGCAGCUUGAAGGAAUUUCCUUGGGAAGAGUACGCUGAGAAAGAAGCACGCGCCGCUCCGCUGCGCAGGCGACCGAAGAUUACGAAAGCCAUCGACGUCUGGGCGCUGGGAGUCACGCUGUACUGCCUUCUUUUCGGACACCCGCCGUUCACCGCAGACAAUGAGUUUGCACUCUUCACAGUCAUCCCGAGCGAGGAUUACGAGCUGCCGGCUUUCGCGGGAGCGGACCGCUUGCGCAUCGGGCCUCGCGCGAGCCGUUGGCAAGCUCUGCCGCACUGGACUGAUGAAGAGGGAGAUGUGCAGCCGGAUGGCAGGGAUCCGCGAGAAGCCGAUGUAGGGCCUGCUGCGCUCUCUGAGGACAUGCGAUCGCUGCGCGACCUCCUCGAUCGUUUGCUGGAAAAGGAUCCGGAGAAGCGUAUCAAGCUGGAGGAGGUCAAAAAGCAUCCAUGGGUGGUUCGCGAUCUCAACGACGCUCCCGACUGGCUUCACAAGACAGAUCCCACGCACCACCCUUUUGUGAUUGUGACGCACGAGGACAUGGAAGAUGCGUUGACUGGUUACUCGAAGUUGAAGCUGCGCAUGAAGCGGUGGCAGUCAAAAAUCAUCGAGACACUCGGUGGAGGAAAGGCGCGCUCUAGAAGCUCAUCACACUCGCAACCUUAUGGUCGCCCUCAUGCCGUGCCGCUCAUUACAAGCGGGGAUAUCCGUAGUGGAAAGGGAACACCGAACACUGCCAGCAGCGCCAUGUCCCCUACUCCUUCUGAUUUCGGCGUUGCACAAGGCCACCCAGUGCGUCAGCACGAAGUGCCUGCAGAGCACGCAGCCAGCCGCAUGGUCACCUUACUCAGGCGACAAUCUGCUACACUGGACCGCGAAACGGAGACCGCUGAAUUUGCUGGACUCGGUCACGAGCUUACGCGUGGCAGUCGCGACAAAAUGGCUGGCACUCGCAGCCAACCGGGCAGUCGUCCCAGCUCUCCGCGGACAUCGCGCAAUGCUCUGUCAGCCCUGUAUAACAGCGGCAAUAGCGAAACCACCACGAACACUGGCAAUGCAUCUUGGUCGCAUAUGGCGAGACAAGCGAUCGCCCCGUCAGACGCUGCGAGUCUGCUCCGAAGAAUCUCCGCUGCUCAAGGCACAGCAGAACACACCUCUCGCUCUCCUCUACGACCUGCCAUACUUCGGCGACGCUCCACCAGUAGAUCGACGAAGACGGAGCGCAGCCCAGUGCCUCCUACCUUCAAUCGCUCCUCGUCGGAGUCACAGCGAAGCGACAUGCUCUUGCGCAGCAGCGGAAUGGCGCUGCCGAGUACAAUCGCAACCGAAGAUGAGCAGACGAGGUCCUUUAGCCGUGCAUCCCGCAGAUUCUCCAAAGGUGACUCCGGGGCAGGAUGGCCAUCUCGUCUCCACCAUAACACACAGACCGGAGCGAUCGGCGCAUCGCGCUCUUCUGGUGACUCUCGCCGGCCGAGCAGCUUGCGAGCACCACCCGAUCAGCUCGCCAUGCGACAGAGCAGCCGCUCCCGCAUCGGGGACAUCUUCCGCAAAGCUUGGCAUGGCCAGGGAUUAGGCCACGUGCCGGGCCAUGCGAAUGCUGCGCAGCGUCCUGACAACGACACCACGUCUUUGGCUUCUAGAAAGCCAGUGCGCAGCCGGAAGAGCUCUGCGCGCCCUAGGGACAUGCCUCAGGAUCCUGCCAGCCAAGAAGCUUCUCUCGCAAACGGCUCAUCAGGAGAUUUGAAAAUCGACACGGCAGGUGCUGCCAGCGCCGCGGGCCCUCAUCCCCCGUUUGAUCAGCCUGUCAGCGCCCCACUCCUCACGCGCCCGUCAUUGUCUGACCACCAUUCUCAUUCCCCUGGCGUCGGUGGAAACGGGGCAGGUUCGCCCCGCUUCCAUCUAGCGUCCACAAUGAGCUCUCCCAUCGCCCCCAGGGUAGAGCUAGACGACGUUGAUCUUGAUCUAGAGCUUUCCGACGACGACGACGACGACGAUGUGCUGCAUGCGCGCACGCGGACUUCCCUGCAACCACGUGCUUCAUACCUACGCAAUGAUGGGCGAGGCUGGGUGAUGCAUCCCGCGCAGGGUCAGUCCGAUACAGGGCGGCCAACAAAUCUUUCGGGCGAUUCAUCGACCUCUGCAGAGGUGUCUGGUGGAGCGUCGUCCGGUUCCGAAAGUCCACCAGCAGCUUACGCCCACAGCUUGACGCCUUCUGUGGAAGGUGGCUACAACUUGUUCAAGCCGCCAUACAUAGGCGCGCGGGAUGCUACAGGAUUGGGAUCGACUCUGAGCCCUUCUCCGGUGUACAGUGCGGAGGAAGGGGAAGCUGGCGCAAAUUCGGCUGCUCAUGCCCAGGUCGGUCCCAGUGAUCGUUCGAAUGCAGCUGCUCAUCGUCGCGGCGGGUCGUUCGCGCCAAACACCAAGCCAAAUUUGGCUCACGCGGAGACACACGCCCGCGAUGCGCAUCUAGUAGACGAGUCACUCAGCAACGACGACGAUCGCUUCGCCGAUGCAGAUGAGACAGACAUCUCGCUGAGCCAGCAACGUCGCAUACUCGCUCCGGUCUCACCGGGCGAGGACGAGGAGGAAGAAGGGUUCAGCUUCGAUGUUGGUCACAGCAAGCAAAGCCGGCCCUGAGGGUUGCGCAUCGCGUCUUCUUGCUGCUCCUGUGCGUCUCUGCAUGCAUUUUCAAUUGUCGGAGAUGCCCAUGCACACUCCUUGUAAACCUUAAUCGUCUUUACAGCUCUAUAGGCAAUGUACUCUCUCAGACACAGAAGU
Messenger RNA from Ceraceosorus guamensis, 4501 nucleotides. RefSeq names its product kinase-like protein. Gene Ontology annotation, biological process: protein phosphorylation. NCBI's taxonomy places the organism in Eukaryota, Fungi, Basidiomycota, Exobasidiomycetes, Ceraceosorales, Ceraceosoraceae. Gene Ontology annotation, molecular function: ATP binding; protein kinase activity. The record is from RefSeq and is a predicted model, not a curated record. The transcript has 3 exons. The coding region runs from base 203 to 4360 and encodes 1385 amino acids.